Molecule: messenger RNA, 1609 nt
Organism: Funneliformis geosporum
Lineage: Eukaryota; Fungi; Glomeromycota; Glomeromycetes; Glomerales; Glomeraceae
Source: the annotation of a GenBank genome assembly
AUGGAUAGCAUGGAUAGUGCUGAAAAUGUUGAAAAUCGGUUUAUUGCCUCUUAUCAAAGCUUAGAGGAAAGGUUAGGAGCUAACCUGCUUAUUUGUCAAUUCCCGAUUGGCGGAAAUCAAGGAAUUGAAGGAGUUAUUGAUUUAAUAGAAGAAAAGGCUUACUAUUUUCAACGCGGAGACCAAGCAGAAAAUUACCAAAUUAAAGAAAUACCAGUUCAUUUACACCAAAAAGCCCAAACUUAUCGGCAAAAUUUAUUAGAAAAAAUUGCUCUUUAUGACGAAGAGUUUGGUUUAAAAUAUCUCGGAGGGCAACCCUCCUCGGCUUCCGAAAUAAAAAAAUUAAUUCGCCGAAUGGUAAUUAGUGGCGAGCAUUUUGCGGUUUUUUGCGGUUCAGCCUAUAAACAUGUCGGAGUAAAACUACUGCUAGAUGGGGUAACUGAUUAUUUACCCUCGCCGCUUGACCGGGACCGAAUUACCGUAUUUUCGGAAGGAAAAGAAGAAGAGAUUUCAGUGCUAAAUUAUCCUCAUUCCUUAGCCUUAGCUUUUAAAAUUGUGAACCUUUCUUUUGGCAAACUUACCUUUAUUCGUGUUUACUGUGGCAAAAUUUCGGCUAGUUCCUAUGUUUACAACCUCAAUAAAGAAAAAAAAGAAGGGGUUGCCCGCUUGGUACGGAUACACGCCAAUAAACAAGAGCACAUACGGGAAGCAAACAUGGGUGAUAUUGUGGCGGUAAUUGGUCUAAAACAUACUACUACCGGAGACACUUUAUGUAGUGCAAAACAAGAAAUUUUGCUCGAACAAAUUAGUUUUGCCGAACCAGUAAUUUCCUUAGCGGUAGAGCCAAAAACCAAAGAGGACCAAGACAAAUUAGACAAGGGCUUAAAGUCCUUAUUCGAAGAAGAUCCGACUUUUCAUGCUAGUUAUAAUUCGGAAACUGGACAAAUGAUUAUUAGUGGAAUGGGGGAACUACAUUUAGAAGUUUUAGUAGAAAGGUUAAGAAGCGAGUUUGGAGCGGAAGUUAAAGUUAGCAAGCCGCAAGUGGCUUACCGAGAAACUAUUACUAAGAAUUUAGAAAAUGUGGAAGCGCAGUAUAAAAAACAAAGUGGUGGAAGUGGGCAUUUUGCUAGAAUUUGGAUUAAUUUUGAGCCUAACGAGAGAGGUAAAGGGUUUGAAUUCAUCGACCUUAAAAAAGGCCAGGAAAUGUCAAAUAAAGAUGCCGAAGAAGUUAAAGAAGGAUUAGAAGAAGCAAUGUUGUCUGGCUUGCUCUUAAACUGUCCUUUAUUAGAUGUGAAAGCGACCUUGCUCGGAGGAAAAAGGCAUGAAGUAGAUACCAAGCCGGGGGAUUUUAAAAUGGCUGCUAUUUCAGCUUUUCGCGGAAACGGGCUGGAAGAAAGAAAACAAAGAGCACAAGAUUUAGGUGUGAUCUUGCUAGAACCGAUUAUGAAACUAGAAGUAAGCAACAUUCCGGAAAAUUAUUAUGGGACAGUUUUAGCUAGCAUUACUUCUCGCCGCGGGAUAGUAGAAGGCAUUGAAAAAAAAAAAAUAACUUACCUUUUAAGGGCUAACAUACCUCUCGCCGAAGUUUUUGGUUAUUCGACCAUUUUGCGUU